Messenger RNA from Cydia amplana, 3019 nucleotides. It is a transcript of the gene swm, whose product is annotated as RNA-binding protein 26. The record is from RefSeq and is a predicted model, not a curated record. Gene Ontology annotation, biological process: mRNA processing. The transcript has 25 exons. NCBI's taxonomy places the organism in Eukaryota, Metazoa, Arthropoda, Insecta, Lepidoptera, Tortricidae. Gene Ontology annotation, molecular function: RNA binding; metal ion binding. Bases 218 to 3019 code for a protein of 933 amino acids. Gene Ontology annotation, cellular component: nucleus.
CUAUUCUGAAGAUGCUGGCAACAUUACAAUAAAUGAUUUGUACGAUUUGUACUUUAUCUGUGGUAGUUAAGAAAAAGAAUUUAUUCGGGAGGUACGUAGAGACGUAAUCGAAGUGAAAAAUAAAUCUUUUCGUCUAAUUUUAAUAUAGUUAAGUGUUAUUAUCAAGUGCAAUUUACAUGGAUAAUAUUUUAAUUAGUUUGUAAUUUGUGUGAUCAAGAUGAUAAUUGAAAACCCGGACGCCUUUAAAUCAUGGCUGACUUCCAUAUUGGAGCCUCUUUGCGACGCGGACCCCGCCGCGUUAGCCAAGUACGUGUACGCGCUGGUGAAAAAGGACAAGCCGCUGGACGAGCUGCGGGACGGCAUGCUGGACCAGCUGGACGUGUUCCUGCAGCAAGAAACGAAACCGUUCGUGGACAUGCUGUUCAAAGCCCUGGAGAACAACGAGUAUGUGACGCUGAUGGAAAAGAGACCGCCUUCCCCGCAGCCCGAACAGGAGAUGGAGAAGGAACUGCCGGCUGAACCGGAGAAUCAUGCCCCGGAGAACAAUGAGUAUGUGACGCUGAUGGAAAAGAGACAGCCUUCCCCGCAGCCCGAACAGGUGAUGGAGAAGGAACUGCCGGCUGAACCGGAGAAUCAUGUGGGUGUGGGCUCGGGCUUGGGGUCUGGCUUGUGUGGCGCGGAGUCCCCUCGCACAGGGCUGCCUCGCGCGCGCUCCCCGCACGCGGGCGCCGCGCCGCGGCACCGCGUGGUACUAGGGCGCGCCGCCGCCGCCAGGGUACCCCCGCCACCGCCGCCGCUGAGGGAACACACGCUCGUUAAGUUACAGGUGUUACCAUUAAGUGAACUUUUGGAAGAACCAGUGGAUCAGCCGCCUAGAAGGCGGGAUCGUAGAGAAAAUAUGCGCGAGGACCGGCGCCGGCGCCGCUCGCGCUCGUGGGAGCGGCGCGCGCGCGCGCGCAGGCACGUGCGCGACCUGCGCGAGCCCGAGCGGGACGACCGACGACGACCACCGUCUAGAUCACCAUCUCCCCGCGGCCGCUUCAGGAACCGUAGUCCACCAGCCGUUCUAGACAGACCUAACACACGAUCUAGAUCCAGAUCACCGGUGCCCGUGCGAGAGAGGGAGCGCGAGCUAGAGCGGGACAGGCUGCGGCCGCGCGAGCUAGAGCGGGACAGGAUGUCGCGCGACAGAGAACACAGGGACAGAGCGUCCAGGUCGAGAGACAGGGAACGGUCGCGCGACCGCUCUCGCUCGCACUCCAUGUCGCCUGCGCGUGCGCGCGAGCCAGACCACUACAAGCGCCGCUGUCGGGACUUUGACGAAAAAGGGUACUGCAUGCGAGGAGACCUCUGCCAGUGGGACCACGGCGCAGACCCCGUAGUUCUAGAAGACGCCACGCUGACCUCUGUACUCACCAUGCCCCCUGUAGUACCAGAAUACAACCCGCUAACGCCGGAUAUCUGGUGCGGCGCGGGGCCGGGUGGCUACCCGCCCUACCCGCCGCCCGCACUACCGCCCCGCGAACUCAUACCCAUACCCAGACUGCACGCGGCCCCGCCCGGGCCUCCGCCGGGCCCCGUGCGGCCUCCGGCGCCUAAUAAGAAAAACUUCGACUACAACCGACUCGGCGGAAGGAUGCCUCAGCGAGCGUCCAACUCCGGAGCGAACUGCUCACUGGAGGUGAAAAAGGUUCCCCGGGGCCUCAACGAUAUCACCCAUCUCAACAACCACUUCGGCAAGUUUGGCAAAAUUGUCAACAUACAGGUGUGCUUCGAGGGUGACCCAGAGGGCGCUCUAAUAACUUUCUCCAACCACACGGAGGCCAACGUGGCCUAUAAGAGCACGGAGGCUGUGCUCAACAACAGAUUCAUCAAGGUGUUCUGGCACAACCCUGAGAAUAAACAAGAGAACCCUACGCCCGCCGGACAACAGAAGCCCGCCAACAAACAACAGCCGACAUCACACAACAAGGUGCUCAUCAACAAGGAGAACAUGAAAGCAACCGCCGACAACAAGCAGGCACAGGCCGCCGCUGAGAAGGCGAAGGAAGCAGUCGCCUUAGCCAACGGAGCCGAGAAAAAGAAGGAGGCGCCCAAACCGAUAGAGAAGAGUAAACAGGUGAUGGAGAUGCACAAACGUGCGCAGGCGCUGUUGGAAACGCAGCUGCAACAACAAGUGUUGCUGAUACAACGGUUAGAGGGAGGUAACGUGACCGGCCCGCAGAGGGCAGCACUGAUGGAAGCCAUCAACUCGGCUCAGGAAGGCAUCGAGAAGCUACGUAAGGAGCUGGUGGCGUACAACAGGACGCUCAGACAGAUGCAGGAAGAGACGGUCGCGCGCUCCCUCUCGCGGCUGCAGUUGGCUCAGGCGAACGCUAGAAAACCAAAGACAAGAGAAGAGGCGCAGAAAGAGAUCCUAGACGCAGAGUUGGACAUGUUUACCAAACAGCAGGAGGGGCAGGACGUGACGGACAUACAGAAGAAGAUCGCGGAGCUGCGCCGGCAGAUGGCGCUGCAGUUCCCCGCACACCCCGCCAUGCGCCGCCCGCACUCUAGGGGCGGCCGGUUCAACAGCGCGUCUCGCUUCACCCGCGCGCCGCCCGCCUUCGUCAACCACAACCAGUCCGUCGACCACCGGCCCAGAGCGCUCCUCAUCAGCGGAUUCGAGAGUGAUGACUCUGAGGCUCUGACUCAGCAUUUUGCGCAAUUCGGCGAGAUCGUCUCCAAGGAGCUGAACCCGACCGUGCCCGAGCUGGUGCUGGUGUACGCUGCGCGCGCGCACGCCGAGCAGGCCGCGCAGCAGGGCCGCCACUACAACGACCGCACGCUCACGAUCACGUGGGUGGCCAACCCGAAGACAUUCGCGGCGCCCGCGCGCGCCCCGGAGCCCGCGCCGCGCGUCGACGCGCAACCCGAGACGGAUAACGGACACGAGCAAUCGGUGGGUGCGACGGUGGACUCGCUGCUGCGCUUCGACGAUGAUGACGAGGAGGAUGCCGACCGCUCCUGGAGACGUUGA